Messenger RNA from Babesia bigemina, 2202 nucleotides. RefSeq names its product ATPase AAA type domain containing protein, putative. Lineage: Eukaryota; Apicomplexa; Aconoidasida; Piroplasmida; Babesiidae. Gene Ontology annotation, cellular component: nucleus. Gene Ontology annotation, molecular function: ATP binding; RNA binding; preribosome binding. Bases 1 to 2202 code for a protein of 733 amino acids. Gene Ontology annotation, biological process: ribosome biogenesis. The transcript has 9 exons. The record is from RefSeq and is a predicted model, not a curated record.
AUGUCAGCUAAUAUAAUGCUUAACCGCCUGCGGUCGCUGGCUGGGGCGCAGCAGCUGCAAUGGCCGCCGGUAUCCUGCUCCGACCACGACGUGACCUUCGCGCGCUCAGACGGCACAAACACGCACAUCACUGUGGACUUCGACAAGCUGCUUAGCCAGCUCCAGGGCACGUUCCCCGACUACCGGCGGCAGAAGCUGGGAGUGCUGCGGAAGGCGUUUGCGUCGAUCCUUAAAGAGACUUUUGGGCCUGAUUACGCCAAUGGAAGUAAGGCUGAUGUGGAGAUGGAGGACUGGUCGCAGCCGGAACGGAGGAAUGCUCGCCGUAAAUCGGCUGACUUGCCUGACUCCGAGCUGCGUAGCCUGAAUGCCACCAUGGCCGACUCCUACCGCCAACCGGCAUCCGGCGACCGCAGUGGCGCCAAUGGCACUACUAAGCGUGCGAAGAAGUCGCGAAAGAGCGACGCGGAUGAAGAGGGAUUUGAGUCACGCAUGCUGUUCAUACCGGAGCGGAAUAUCGCAACUCGUCUGGAUCACGUGGGCGGUAUCGAAUCGAUUCGCGCGGAUAUAAACGACCUGGUGGUGCGCCCGCUUAAGUUCCCUCACGUUUACCGGUUCUUGGGAGUCCAGCCUACCAAGGGCAUCCUGCUGCACGGCCCGCCUGGUUCUGGCAAGUCCAAGCUUGCCGAGGCUAUCGCAGGAGAGGCUGGCUGUGCGUUCUUCCGGGUUGCCGCCACGGAGCUGGUGACCGGCAUGUCCGGCGAGUCGGAGAGCCGGUUGCGCGACUUGUUCGAGCAGGCCAAACGCACGGCCCCGAGCAUCAUCUUCAUAGACGAGAUCGAUUCCGUGACUCCAAAGCGAGAGAACAGUUCUCGGGAGUUGGAGAAACGCAUCGUCGCCCAGCUGGGCAUAUGCAUGGACUCCCUCGCCGACCACUUCGUCAUCGUUAUUGGGGCCACUAACCGUCAGGAGUGCCUCGAUCCCAUGAUCCGGCGCAACGGUCGGUUCGAUCGUGAGAUUAGCAUGGGCAUCCCCGAUACCGAUGCCCGCUUCAGCAUCCUGCGGGCGGUUUCUAUGGGGAUGCGUCUGGGCGAGGAUGUGGACUUCGAUGAGAUUGCGGCCAUGACCCCGGGUUUCGUUGGUGCAGACCUACAGGCCGUCACGCGAGAGGCUGCGGCGUGCGCAAUAACGCGUAUAUUUGCGGAGAGAGGGGAAACGAUCGCUCCGGACUCGGUAGAUAUGGAGUCCGCCUUCGUUACGCAGCAGGACUUCAGGGCGGCGGUUGGCCGCGUCCAGCCAAGCGCACAGCGUGAGGGUUUCGCCACCAUACCUAACGUGACAUGGGACAACGUGGGCGCAUUGUCGCAUCUGCGGAAGGAGAUGGAAGACCACAUUGUGUUCCCCAUUACGUUCAAGAACCUCUAUCGCACUUUCGGGGUGGCGGUGCCCGCCGGCAUCUUGCUCUACGGGCCCCCAGGCUGUGGCAAGACGCUGCUGGCUAAGGCAGUGGCCAACGGCAGCAAGGCUAACUUCAUAUCGGUCAAAGGUCCCGAGCUUUUGAACAAGUACGUGGGCGAGAGCGAACGUGCUGUGCGCCUGAUAUUCCAACGAGCCGCUGUGAGCGCGCCGUGUGUCGUAUUCUUCGACGAGGUGGACUCCCUGUGCCCGGUGCGCAACAGCGAGUCCAACCAGACCACCGAACGUGUGGUCAACCAGCUGUUGACGGAGAUGGACGGUAUCCAGAACCGGCGCGAGGUCUACGUUCUGGCAGCAACUAACAGGCCGGAUAUCAUCGACCCGGCGAUGCUGCGACCUGGCCGUCUGGAGCGCCAGAUGUACGUGCCGUUGCCCGAUGCGGCAGGCCGCGUGGACAUUCUGCAGAAGCUCACUGCCGGCAUCCCCGUAUCUGCGGAUGUGAACUUCCAGACUCUGUCGAUGCAAACCAACGGGUACAGUGGCGCUGACCUGGCGUGCUUGGUGCGCGAGGCAGGCAUAGCCGCAGUCGAGAAGUAUCGAACCGAGUUCAUGAACGCAAGUGCCGCAGGGGUGUCCAUGCGCUUAGUUGCAGCGCCAAGCGGUGCCUGUGUCACCUCGCAUGACUUCGCCGUGGCGCUGUCCAAGGUGACGCCCUCGGUGACCCAGCAGCAGAUCGACUUUUACGAGCGCUUCCGCCACAGGCAGUUUGCUGGUCAGACGUUAAAUUAA